UCGAAGACAUGUGGCAAUAAAGUGGUGAGGACCUUACGAUGGGUGACUGGAACCUACUGGGCAGCAUCCUGGAGGAGGUCCACAUUCAUUCAACAAUCGUGGGCAAGAUCUGGCUCACCAUUCUCUUCAUUUUCCGCAUGCUAAUCCUGGGGGCAGCUGCUGAGGAUGUAUGGGAUGAUGAGCAGUCUGAAUUUGUCUGCAACACUGACCAACCAGGUUGCAAGGCAGUCUGCUAUGAUCGUGCCUUCCCCAUCUCGCUUAUUCGCUUCUGGGUCUUGCAGGUCAUCUUCGUCUCUGCACCCUCACUGGUCUACAUGGGCCAUGCCCUCUACUGCAUCCGAGCACUAGAGAAGGAGCGCCAUAGGAAACGGAUACAGCUGAAGGAGGAGAUGGAUGAAGCAGAAUUGCCACUGGAUGAACAUAAACGAAAAGAGAGGGAGUUGAAGAAGCUGGAUGAACAGCGAAAGGUAAAAAAGGCACCUCUUCGAGGAUCCCUCUUGAGAACCUACAUCAUUCAUAUCCUUGUACGCUCUGUGGUGGAGGUGUUCUUCAUACUUGGACAAUACAUUCUAUACGGUGUCCAACUUGACCCGCUGUAUAAAUGUGAAAGGAUGCCUUGCCCCAACAGUGUGGACUGUUACAUCUCGAGGCCCACCGAGAAGACCAUUUUCAUGGUUUUCAUGAUCGCCAUUGCUGGUGUCUCGCUUUCUCUCAACAUUCUGGAAAUAUCCCACCUUGGCAUCAGGAAAAUCAAAACGGCCCUCUCUGGAGAGAGAUACAUGGAAGAUGACAGUUUAAUUUUCAAGUCCAGGAGGAAGGUUUCGCUGUCACAUCAUUGUGUGAUGAGCAAUGCGUCACCUUACAAUGGACCUUUGACACAGACCUUCAAUGUAAUACCAGAAGAAGACGUAAAGCCUCCUCAUUACCCCGGGCUCAAAACGAGCCACGGGGCUCCGAGGAAUGACAGCUCGGCUCAUCUGGGGCACAUCCAGACCAACUACAUCUGCCCCGAACCCAGAAUACAAUCCACUCACAACUAUGUCAUUUCCCAAACUCAUCAAGGUCCAGAGGUACCCACAGCAAUAGUGGACAACCAUCAUGGCUUGGACACGGUGGUGUCUGCAGCAGAGGGAAGUGCAUCAAGCCCUGGCAAAGAUACCCAUCAGAGAGAGCACAGUGAUGCCAGCCAUUUCGAGGCUUUUCCGUGUAGUCGCGCUAGACGGCCGUCUUCUACGACAAAUCUGGAGGAUGACCGCAGAGACUCAGUGGGGAGUGAGGUCCUUCUACCCAAACCUAGAAAAAACAGUUUCAUGUUCAGACCACCAUCUGAAAGCUUGUCAUCAGUCAGUCGUUCCACAAGUUCCUCCUUACAUUCCUCAGAAGAAUCAGAUGAACUGGGCUCACUGCAGGGCGACAUGCUCAUGAUGCCGCCUCCCGGGGGGCGAAGAAUGUCAAUGGCAAAAAAAGUUAGAAACAACUCCACAGAAACUACAUGUCUAUCAUACAGUUCUUACCCACAAAAAGAGGUAUGCGGAAUUAUCCAGGUAGAUACGUUUUUUAAGUCAGUUCAACUGAGGUUUUCAGAAAUCCCCAAAGCCACAAUCCGAGAAAUAAGUGAAUCUGCUGAAUGGACCCCGAUUGGUGUACUUGGUUUCUAUUCCACCCUGGUUUGUCACCACCAAGAGAAAGGCAAAAGACAGAGCAAAUAUUUGAAGGGUUCACAACUUUUGUGGGAGCUGCAUUCAAGAGGCGUUAGCCGUUCCCAGUCAAACGUGUUUUGUGGAUGACAUGAAUAUUGGUAUGGCACACCACAGUUAAAAAAAAAAAAAAAAAAGGAAAGAAAUACUGCCCUUUU
Messenger RNA from Hippocampus comes (tiger tail seahorse), 1855 nucleotides. RefSeq names its product gap junction alpha-10 protein-like. The coding region runs from base 39 to 1787 and encodes 582 amino acids. Lineage: Eukaryota; Metazoa; Chordata; Actinopteri; Syngnathiformes; Syngnathidae. The transcript is spliced from 2 exons. Gene Ontology annotation, biological process: cell-cell signaling. Gene Ontology annotation, cellular component: connexin complex. Gene Ontology annotation, molecular function: gap junction channel activity. The record is from RefSeq and is a predicted model, not a curated record.